AUGGUGUUGUGUGUCGCUUUCAGCCCGGAUGGGCUAAAAUUAGCAUCCGGCGGAUCUCAGGGUACCAUUCGGGUUUGGCGCACCAGCAACACAGAGCUUCUUCUCAAGAUCGAGGCUCACAACGAUUGGGUCGAAAGCGUUGUGUGGUCGCCUGAUGGCCAGCAACUUGUCUCCGCAUCGGCGGACAAAACAAUCAAGUUUUGGGACUCGUCAAAUGCGUGCCAGCUCGGUCAACCUUGCAACUGUCACACUCGCAUAGUCUCCCUGGCCAUAUCUUCUGAUGGCUCCUUCAUUGUCACUGCCUCGCACGAUAAGACUGUGCGCCUGUGGAAUACAAAGUCACACCAGCAGAUAGGACAGGCACUCGAACAUACCACAUUGGUUUUCUGCGUCGCAAUUUCUUCCAGCGGAGAACUACUCGCGAGUGGAGACGAUGAUGGGAAUGUUCAUCUCUGGUCGAUCGAGAACACACUUUCCGCAGCAUUCGAGACAGAUUACUCAUACCUUGCGCAUCGCAGUAAGGUGAAGUUAGGCCAAAAGCUCUAUGCGGAGGCCCUUUCGGAUGCGGAAAAGGUCAUUGAGCUCAACCCUUCAUCUUAUCUCGGGUACGAAUUGAAGCAUGCAGCGCUUCUUGGAGCACGUCGCUAUGAUGAUGCAUUCAAGGCCUUGAUAAUCAUGCUCUCCAAGUUGGAUGAUGCACUCGACCCACAAAUACGACAGCUACGCUAUAAAUACGCCAAUUUAUCUGAAAUAGAAGAUGCUAUUCGACGAGCUAUUCACGUUCAACUGGAAAACGCCCCCCUUCGUCUAAUCAACACCUCUACUGGACGUUUGUGCGAUCGAGAUGCACAGAUAAACGCAUUCACGGAGAGUACAGAGCACAAAGAGCUUUUGCAUUCAUUGAUGAUGCAUGCGCCCAACCAAACGGAGUCCAUCAAAGAAGCGGUCGCGAAGUACUUCAGCUGGGUCAUGUUGUCCCAUAGGUGGGAAAGGAAGGAGCCGCUACUGAACGACAUUCAGGGCAACAAUGUAUACAAUUUGGAUCCGGUCGGAACCAUUGUGAAGUUGCAGAAGUUCUGCAAAGUUGCACACAAUGCGGGGCAUCGUUGGGCGUGGAGCGACACAUGCUGCAUUGACCAGAACAACAAUGUUGAGGUUCAGCAAUCAGUGAACUCCAUGUUCGUCUGGUAUCACUACUCAGCGCUCACCAUCGUCUACCUAGCGGAUGUUCCUCCUUCAUCAAAGUCGGGCGCGCUCGCAAACAGCACUUGGAACACGCGAGGAUGGACUGUUCAGGAGUUCCUCGCUCCUAAAAUUGUUCUCUUCUACCAAGCAGAUUGGACCUUAUAUCUCGAUUACCGCUCACGCAACCACAAGGAGUCUGUCACCAUCAUGCAGGAGUUGGAAAAUGCAACAGGCAUAAAUGCGUGGGCGCUCGUUGACUUCCAUCGAGGGACAAGAGAUGCCCGAGAGAAACUCCGAUGGGCGUCAAACCGAAACACCACGAGGGAGGAAGACAUCGCCUACUCUUUGUUUGGCAUUUUUGAUGUCAACCUUCCUGUCAUUUAUGGAGAGAAAAGACAAAAGGCGCUCGGACGACUGCUGCAGGAGAUCAUAGCCCAUUCGGGCGAUAUCACGGCCUUGGACUGGGUGGGACGACCGUCCAACUUCAACAGUUGUCUCCCUGCCGAGAUUUCUUCAUACAAGGCUCUGCCAUGCACGGUACCAUCUCUGUCUAAACACGACAUGCAGAAGUCGGUCUCCACGCUGCGAAACAAUAUUGUGGCUGUGGCGUUAGCUUCGAAACUGUAUACCAUUCUUGAGAACCUCAGCGUUCCUCGUUUCGCAAACGCAAGAUUGCAAUUACCUUGCAUCGUAUUUCCUCUCACAGAAGUCAGGCGGAGGCCUGGUCAAGACGGGGAUACAUGUUUCAUUUAUGACGUCAAGGCAGACGGGCUACAAGACCUGCUCGUCAUAACGGAAGACAAGCUUGGUCAAUUCUCGCCUGCAAGGCAUGCUCAGCAGACAUUUCUACUCGUCCGUCCGUGGAAUCGUCAUGAUCUCGGCCUGAUUAAUUUUGCAGAUGAGCCGCAGAGCGGAGAAGAUUGGCCCGAGCCUGGGUCUCCUGGAUACAACGAACCAACUACGCGAGAGUUGAGGUUGAUCGUUCGCCUCGGACAGCCUUUUGGCGGACUUCUGCUAGCGCAGCAGUGGGGUGGGGAGUAUAAGAGAGUCGCUUCGGAUAACAAAAUCAUCGCGCAAGUUGCGGACAUAACAUCUGUUGAUGACAUGAUGAACGUCAGGAUGUUGGAGAUAUUGUAGCUGCGAUGAACGGGAUGUUUUCAUUUCAUACAUUGACAACACCUCCACAUGCACAGUAUCCAUAAAAUUUUACAUUGUAUCGCUCUCAAACGCUCAAACCCGACGUCCUUAGGAAGAGGAGAAAGCUUCAGCGCAAGUUAUGUGCAAGCGCUUUCUAGAACUGCCAACCUUCGUCUAGUAGUAAUCGACUCAAUUAUAAUUACAUAGCGUACGAGUAGGUAGACGAUUAUGGCUAAGAAUUCAAAGGACUCCAGUUUCUUGCCAGUUACCGUAGUCAAGUCGGCUCGGCUCGAACGUACUAUAAUAAUAUGGCAUUGAAUUAUAAUGGCAAGCGCAAAAUAACUCUUCCAAGAGAAUAGGGGCGCAAUCCAGG
Molecule: messenger RNA, 2695 nt
Organism: Suillus plorans
Lineage: Eukaryota; Fungi; Basidiomycota; Agaricomycetes; Boletales; Suillaceae
Exons: 3
Coding region: 1-2322 (773 amino acids)
Molecular function (GO): protein binding
Source: RefSeq, a predicted model, not a curated record